AUGACGACGAAUCCAGUAGAAAAUACAGGAGCAUCAUCAUCGAAUAAUAAAGAAAAGAAAAAGACAAUCUGCGGAGCCUGUGAAUCAGAGUUAGAACCUGAUCAUGCUGGAAUACAAUGUAUACAAGGCCAUCAUUUUUGUACGGAGUGCUCCAAAAAUAUCGUAAAAUUGUUUUUUUCCGACCCUCAUCUUUACAUCCCUUUACGUUGCGUUCAAUGCCACGUGGAUUUGAAUCCAAGCGUCUUCGAACGGCAAUUAACAGCUGACCAAUUUGACUUCUACGAUCAAAACAUGUUCGCCCUGGUCUACGUCAAAACACACAUCGGAGAAGAUGAACGAUUGGACAGUUGUCCAUUUUGUAAUUUUGCUGUUAUACAUAACCUAGACUAUCAGGGUUUCCUCUUUUGUGAACAUCAAGACUGUGGUAAAACGUCGUGUUUAGUUUGUCGGAAAGCUUUACCUCCAAUUCAAAGUGAUCACAUCAACGAUGAACAGGAAGUCGAAAUUUUCAAGCAUUUUACUUGUCAAGAGCUAGCAGAUGACAAGAGAGAAUUCGAUUCUGCAGUGGAAUUCGGUCAAAAAGUUCCAUGUCCCAGCUGUGGCCUGGCCGGUAUGAAAGAUGACGCUUGUACACACAUGACAUGUCCAACAUGUUCGCAAAUUUGGUGUUAUUUUUGCGGCAAACGAAUGGAAGAUUGCGAUAAAAAACCCGGUGGAACGAAUGGCAUCUAUGAUCACAAUCACAAUUGGCAUGCUAAUCCCAAUCGAUGUCCGAUGUACUUUACUCAAAUACAAGAUGUUGAUGAACGAUGGCCAGGUGAUGAGGAGCAAUGCUUGAUGAUAUUUCAUCGGAUUCGUUCGUUACGUUUGUUGCGUGAAUUUGUAAAUAAGCUCGGAAAGGAUCGCGUAGCGAAAUUUGAGAAGCAUUUCCACAUUUUGAAUUCAUGUGGCUUUACAAUGGAAGAAAUUCUUAAUGAAGACCUAACUCUUAUACGUGGAAGAGGAUGA
This is a messenger RNA of Adineta ricciae, 1008 nucleotides long. NCBI's taxonomy places the organism in Eukaryota, Metazoa, Rotifera, Eurotatoria, Adinetida, Adinetidae. The record is from the annotation of a GenBank genome assembly.